GGGAAAGGACACACAUGCCAUGCAGAACAAAAGACAAGAAGCUGUCCCCCAUGCAAGCCUGCUCAGAAAUAGCCUAUCACUCACCCUCCUCUUCCCCCUCCAAGACACGGCAAAAUUUAGCAGGGACUGUUUGUUUGUGGGUGGACUUGCCGGCGAAUCAGAUCGGACCAUCCCCUCCCGUGUCCCCCUGUAGUCGCCGCUUUGGGCUCUGGCGUCCGGCUGUAUUAGCGACUGCAAUAUCUGUUUCUGGUCGGAGCAGCAGCCCGGAGACCGGGCCGCAGAUCGAUGCUGGUCGUACCAUCGGUUCUUGCUCAUCCGAACUUGUGUACUCACAUCUUCUUUCAAAUGCUACCGAUGCACGUGUGGUUCGCCAAGACAAGCGAGCUGCAGAUCGCCAGAGCCAGUAA
Molecule: messenger RNA, 407 nt
Organism: Pyricularia oryzae 70-15
Lineage: Eukaryota; Fungi; Ascomycota; Sordariomycetes; Magnaporthales; Pyriculariaceae
Exons: 2
Coding region: 15-407 (130 amino acids)
Source: RefSeq, a predicted model, not a curated record